Molecule: messenger RNA, 615 nt
Organism: Aspergillus calidoustus
Lineage: Eukaryota; Fungi; Ascomycota; Eurotiomycetes; Eurotiales; Aspergillaceae
Source: the annotation of a GenBank genome assembly
AUGUCCAUCUGGGACUCAUUCAGUGGCCGCAAGCAGAACAAAGGCGCGGAUGCCUUUGACUCUGCCGCGCCAGAUGCUACCUCAUUCCUCUCCGAAGUUGCCAUCGCCGAUCCCUCCAGACUUCAUCCGUUAGCCGGCCUAAAUCAAGAGACGCUUGACUACCUUACACUCGAAGACACCUCCCUCGAUCAGCUUCCCGGUUCGCAAUCUAUCCUGCCGUCUCGAGGAUGGUCAGACGACCUUUGCUAUGGAGUCGGAACGACCUAUCUCGCAGCUCUGACAAUCGGAGGAGCCUGGGGGUUGGCAGAAGGGCUUCAACGAACACCAGCGAAUGCGCCUCCUAAGAUUCGUCUGAACGGCGUGUUGAACUCAAUCACCCGGAGAGGGCCUUUCCUCGGAAACUCCGCAGGCGUGGUGGCUAUGGUAUAUAACGGUAUUAAUUCUUUCGCUGGAUAUGCGCGAGGGAAGCAUGACGCGGCCAACAGCAUUGCUGCUGGUGCUAUCAGUGGAAUGGUCUUCAAGAGUACUCGAGGUCUCAAGCCCAUGUUGAUCUCCGGUGGAAUUGUGGCCGGAAUUGCAGGAACAUGGAGUGUUGCGAAGAAGGCCCUCUUCUAA